CGGACAAGAUGGCGGCGGCAGCAGUCGACAGCGCGAUGGAGGUGGUGCCGGCGCUAGCGGAGGAGGCCGCGCCGGAGGUAGCGGGCCUCAGCUGCCUGGUCAACCUGCCGGGUGAGGUGCUGGAGUACAUCCUGUGCUGCGGCUCGCUGACGGCCGCCGACAUCGGCCGUGUCUCCAGCACCUGCCGGCGGCUGCGCGAGCUGUGCCAGAGCAGCGGGAAGGUGUGGAAGGAGCAGUUCCGGGUGAGGUGGCCUUCCCUUAUGAAACACUACAGCCCCACCGACUACGUCAAUUGGUUGGAAGAGUAUAAAGUUCGGCAAAAAGCUGGGUUAGAAGCGCGGAAGAUUGUAGCCUCGUUCUCAAAGAGGUUCUUUUCAGAGCACGUUCCUUGUAAUGGCUUCAGUGACAUUGAGAACCUUGAAGGACCAGAGAUUUUUUUUGAGGAUGAACUGGUGUGUAUCCUAAAUAUGGAAGGAAGAAAAGCUUUGACCUGGAAAUACUACGCGAAAAAAAUUCUUUACUACCUGCGGCAACAGAAAAUUUUAAAUAAUCUUAAGGCCUUUCUUCAGCAGCCAGAUGACUAUGAGUCAUAUCUUGAAGGUGCUGUAUAUAUUGACCAGUACUGCAAUCCUCUCUCCGAUAUCAGCCUCAAAGACAUCCAGGCCCAAAUUGACAGCAUCGUAGAGCUCGUUUGCAAAACUCUUCGGGGCAUAAACAGUCGCCACCCCAGCUUGGCCUUCAAGGCAGGUGAAUCAUCCAUGAUAAUGGAAAUAGAACUCCAGAGCCAGGUGCUGGAUGCCAUGAACUAUGUCCUUUAUGACCAACUGAAGUUCAAGGGGAAUCGAAUGGAUUACUAUAAUGCCCUAAACUUAUAUAUGCAUCAGGUUUUGAUUCGCAGAACAGGAAUCCCAAUCAGCAUGUCUCUGCUCUAUUUGACAAUUGCUCGGCAGUUGGGAGUCCCACUGGAGCCUGUCAACUUCCCAAGUCACUUCUUACUAAGGUGGUGCCAAGGCGCAGAAGGGGCAACCCUGGACAUCUUUGACUACAUCUACAUAGAUGCUUUUGGGAAAGGCAAGCAGCUGACAGUGAAAGAAUGCGAGUACUUGAUCGGCCAGCACGUGACUGCGGCACUGUAUGGUGUGGUCAAUGUCAAGAAGGUGUUACAGAGAAUGGUGGGAAACCUGUUAAGCCUGGGGAAGCGGGAAGGCAUCGACCAGUCAUACCAGCUCCUGAGAGACUCACUGGAUCUCUAUCUGGCAAUGUACCCGGACCAGGUGCAGCUUCUCCUCCUCCAGGCCAGGCUUUACUUCCACCUGGGCAUCUGGCCAGAGAAGUCUUUCUGUCUUGUCUUGAAGGUGCUUGACAUCCUCCAGCACAUCCAAACCCUAGACCCGGGGCAGCACGGGGCGGUGGGCUACCUGGUGCAGCACACUCUAGAGCACAUUGAGCGCAAAAAAGAGGAGGUGGGUGUGGAGGUGAAGCUGCGCUCCGAUGAGAAGCACAGAGAUGUCUGCUACUCCAUCGGGCUCAUUAUGAAGCAUAAGAGGUAUGGCUAUAACUGUGUGAUCUACGGCUGGGACCCCACCUGCAUGAUGGGACACGAGUGGAUCCGGAACAUGAACGUCCACAGCCUACCGCACGGCCACCACCAGCCUUUCUAUAACGUGCUGGUGGAGGACGGCUCCUGUCGAUACGCAGCCCAAGAAAACUUGGAAUACAACGUGGAGCCUCAAGAAAUCUCACACCCUGAUGUGGGACGCUAUUUCUCAGAGUUUACUGGCACUCACUACAUCCCAAACGCAGAGCUGGAGAUCCGGUAUCCAGAAGAUCUGGAGUUCGUCUAUGAAACGGUGCAAAAUAUUUACAGUGCAAAGAAAGAGAGCAUAGAUGAGUAAAGUCUAGAGAGGACAUUGCACCUUUGCUGCUGCUGCUGCUAUCUUCCAAGAGAACGGGACUCCGGAAGAAGACGUCUCCACGGAGCCCGCGGGACCUGCUGCACCAGGAAAGCCACUCCACCAGUAGUGCUGGUUGCCUCCUACUAAGUUUAAAUACCGUGUGCUCUUCCCCAGCUGCAAAGACAAUGUUGCUCUCCGCCUACACUAGUGAAUUAAUCUGAAAGGCACUGUGUCAGUGGCAUGGCUUGUAUGCUUGUCCUGUGGUGACAGUUUGUGACAUUCUGUCUUCAUGAGGUCUCACAGUCGACGCUCCUGUAAUCAUUCUUUGUAUUCACUCCAUUCCCCCGCUUGUCUGCAUUUGUCUCAGAACAUUUCCUUGGCUGGACAGAUGGGGUUAUGCAUUUGCAAUAAUUUCCUUCUGAUUUCUCUGUGGAACAUGUUCGGUCCCGAGUGAGGACUGUGUGUCUUUUUACCCUGAAUUUAGUUGCAUAUUCAGAGGUAAAGUUGUGUGCUCUCUUGGCAGCAUCUUAGAGAUGGAGACAUUAACAAGCUAAUGGUAAUUAGAAUCAUUUGAAUUUAUUUUUUUCUAAUAUGUGAAACACAGAUUUCAAGUGUUUUAUCUUUUUUUUUUAAAUUUAAAUGGGAAUAUAACACAGUUUUCCCUUCCAUAUUCCUCUCUUGAGUUUAUGCACAUCUCUAUAAAUCAUUAGUUUUCUAUUUUAUUACAUAAAAUUCUUUGAGAAAAUGCAAAUAGUGAACUUUGUGAAUGGAUUUUUCCAUAUUCAUCUACAAUUCCUUCCUUUUAAAUGACUACUUUUAUUUUUUAAUUUUAAAAAUCUACUUCAAUAUCAUGAGUAGGUCUUACAUCAGUGAUGGGUUCUUUUUGUAGUGAGACAUACAAAUCUGAUGUUAAAUGUUUGCUCUUAGAAGUCAUACUCCAUGGUCUCCAAAGACCAAAAAACGAAGUUUUGCUUUUGUAAUCAGAAAAAAAAAAAAAAUCACGAACCUUAAAAAAAAAAAAAAGGUUUUGAAGGGAAAAAAAGUGGUUUCACACCUCUUGCUAUUCCUUAGAGUCACUUCAAGGCCUGUUGGAAUGUGGCAGGUUAGAAAGAGAGAGAAUGUCUUUGAUUUGAUGAGUGUUGGACUUGCGUGAAAGGAGAGGUGUGUGUUGGAAUCUGCUUUUCCAAGCCGCCAGGGUCCUGAAAGCAGCAGGAUGAAACCUGUUAUGGCGUCUUUUGGGAAAGCCUGACUGUGUGUUCAGAUGGCACUGGCUCCUUUCCGAAGUUCUUAGUAACUGAGCCCAGAGUAACUGCACGCCUUCGUGCAGCUCCAAAGCUCCCCCAACUCUCGGCCUGCCGGUUCUCAAGUGAGCUAAUCUCGUCAUUAAUCAGUAGAAGCUAACUUCUGAAGUUAGGACCUAGUUACUUUGCUCUCAGCGUUUAAAAUGAUGCAGUUGCUCUAAUGUAUGGGGCAUUAGGGGCCUGUCUGUGCACCUGUCUGUGCACCUGUCUUUCCCUCUGCAUGCAGUAUUCUCACCCACAUUGAAUGCCUGCUGCUUGUUUACCCUUUGGAAACCCUGGGGUGACUGAGGUUUGGAAAGCCACCUGAGACCACUUCAUAGCAAGGGAAGGCUUUAAGCAGUUACUAGAAAGAGAUGGGGAUUUGGCCCCUGGCUCCUCCAGCCUGAAUUAGCUAUUAUCCACUGUCCACGUUCCUCAUCAGUCAAAUCCAAAGUCGAAGGAUUUGAACCUGCAUCUGAAAAUGUGAGCACUCACAGCACCUGACCCGCCGAGGUUGGGAGGAUUGUACACUACUCUGAUUUAAAGGGGAAAGUUCAGUAAUAUGGAAUGAAUAUGAAUGGGAUGCAUUAAUAAGAAACUGAGCAUGCUGAGAGUUGCAAUGGUUGGUUUUCUGGUUUGAUUGAUUUCCUUUUUUCUUAGAAACAUCAAAGCCAAGAAAGAUGGUUUUACCUUUACUGACCCAGCUGUAAAUAUGUACCUAGACUGUUUUUAAAUGUCUUUCUUCAUGAAUGCUUCACGGGGCUCCAGGAAGCCUGUAUCACCUGUGUAAGUUGGUAUUUGGGCACUUUAUAUUUUUCUAAAAAACGUGUUUUGGAUCCUGUACUCUAAUAAAUCAUAAGUUUCUUUUUAAAAAUUUUCCAAAACUUUUCUCCAUUUUAAAAAGCCCUGUUAUAAAAGUCGAACUUUCACUAUGUUAAAAUGUUAAAUAUUUGGAUAUAGCAACUUCUUUUCUCUUCAAAUGAAUGCCAAGAUUUUUUUGUACAAUGAUUAAUAAAUGGAACUUAUCCAGAGAAACCACGCAAAUGGCCUGCCCAAUUUCGUUUCGGGACAGAAAGCCCAGCCAUGACUUGAGUAGAAUGUCUCUCACCUCUCUUCGGAUCUAAAUAUGAAAAGUAUGUUCUGCUGAAUUUUUCUGAGCAUUGGUGAGCGGACAGCCUACCUGUAAACCAUGACCUCGUUGCCAAACGUUAAUUUUAUCAGCUCACUAGUAACCUCUGAGAAUUAUCUGGUUGUCAUGCAAAGAUUGCACUUUUUGAAUUAUGUUAAGUUACACAUGUUGUAAAAUGAGAACUGCUCAUGCUUUGAAAGAAAACCAGGUUCUUCGUGCGUUCUGUUGCCGUUGAUUUGAAUGGCUGCGCUGUAUACGAUGUGUCCAAAAUGUCUCCAGAGCACUGAUUCUGUGUAAUGUUACUACCUAUUAAUGUGGGAGGAAAAAAGGUUAUAGGUUAAA
Rhinopithecus roxellana (golden snub-nosed monkey) is the source of this 4646-nucleotide messenger RNA. It is a transcript of the gene FBXO21, whose product is annotated as F-box protein 21. The transcript is spliced from 12 exons. Lineage: Eukaryota; Metazoa; Chordata; Mammalia; Primates; Cercopithecidae. The record is from RefSeq and is a predicted model, not a curated record. Gene Ontology annotation, molecular function: DNA binding; protein binding. The coding region runs from base 9 to 1895 and encodes 628 amino acids.